UAGAAGAUUUUUUCAACCGAAAACUCCCUCCUCUCGAAAUUAGCCACCUGUUUCUGGGAUCCCUUGAUAAUAGCUACCAGCAACAGUCCUGCUCUUACUUUCCUUCUCAUUGCCCCCAUUUGCCAUCAUCAACAAAUAAGCUGCAACUUCGUGAUCCUCUUCACUCAUCAUCCAUCACCAGCCCAUCGAAACUACUCUCCGGUAGCGAUACGGGUUUGCGGAGAUUCGGUCGGGUGGUGAUCUUGGGCGCACUUGGGGUCGGGUUUCUUCCCUUGUUUCGGCUUCGAAACCACGCCGCUUGAACUCACCUCCAUCACUCCAUCAUUUCUAACCGGUUUCGAACGCUUCUUGCGGCGGGCUUUCUCGUCGUGAGGAGGGGGCAAAAGGUUAAGCAGAGAUCGAAGUCCGUGGGCGUUGUCUUCACGGAGAUUGGCUACGGAUUCUUCUGUAAAACUUGGUGACCCAGUGACAGAGUGAGUCUGUUUUUCCUUUGAUAUAAUAAUGAACGAAAUUCAAGGGAAAAGAGGGGAAAAUGAGACGAAAGGAAGGAGAGGGAGGGCUUGCGUGGUGGUACUAGGGGACCUCGGGCGCAGCCCUCGUAUGCAGUAUCAUGCUCUUUCACUUGCUCGUCAGGCAUCUCUUGAGGUGGACAUUGUUGCAUAUGGGGGUUCCCAGCCCCACAUUGCAGUUCUAUCUCAACCAUCUAUACAUAUUCACAUAAUGCCACUGUGGCUUGUAAUCCUUGAAGGCCUACCGAAGAUGCUCCGCCCUAUAAUGCUUUUGCUCAAGCCAUUAAUUCAGUUUUUCAUGCUUCUUUGGUUUCUUUGCAUAAAGAUUCCUUCUCCUGAUGUCUUUAUUGUGCAGAAUCCUCCUUCCGUUCCAACUUUAGUGGCUGUAAAAUGGGCAAGUUCACUGAGACGUUCUGCAUUUAUAAUUGAUUGGCAUAAUUUCGGAUAUACCCUGCUCGGGUUGUCGCUUGGGAGAAGUAGUCGCUUUGUCUCUGUCUAUCUUUGGUUUGAGAAGCGUUAUGGGAAGAUGGCAGAUGGAUCCCUAUGUGUGACAAAGGCAAUGCAACAUGAAUUGGCUCAAAACUGGGGAAUUAGAGCUACAGUGUUAUAUGAUCAGCCUCCUGAGUUUUUCCGUCCAGCUUCACUCGAGGAAAAGCAUGAGCUAUUUUUUAGACUAGAUAAAAAUCUCUGUGAGCCUCUUGGUGUACGGGAUUGUGUACACAAUGGACAUUUAGGAAUGCAGAACCAUGAGCUAAAUGAGACUCUGUUGACUUCCCAGGUUGGCAGUGACAUUUUCUUGAAGCCAAACAGGCCAGCACUUGUUGUAAGCAGUACAAGCUGGACCCCCGAUGAGGAUUUUGGCCUUCUCUUGGAAGCAGCAGUAAUGUAUGAUAGGCGUGUUGCUGCAAUAUUAAAUGAAGAUGAUUCAACCAAUGAAGAGUUUCUGUGGAAGGAAAUCUCUCAGGGAAAGCAAUACUUGUACCCUAGAUUAUUGUUCAUCAUUACAGGUAAAGGGCCUGAGAAGGAAAAAUAUGAAGAGAAAAUAAGGAGGCUACACCUCAAACGUGUGGCAUUUCGUACGAUGUGGCUGUCAGCUGAGGAUUACCCGUUGCUCCUGGGAUCGGCAGACCUAGGGGUUUGUCUGCAUACUUCCUCAUCAGGGUUAGACCUUCCAAUGAAGGUUGUGGAUAUGUUUGGUUGUGGUUUGCCUGUUUGUGCUGUUUCCUACUCUUGCAUUAAAGAACUUGUAAAAGUUGAGAAGAAUGGUCUCCUCUUUUCAUCAUCUUCAGAGCUAGCAGAUGAACUGUUGAUGCUCUUCAAGGGUUUUCCAGAUGGAUGUGAUGCGUUGAAUUUGCUGAGAAAUGGUACCUUGGAAAUGGGUUCAUCUGCAAGGUGGGCUACUGAGUGGGAAGAGCAUGCCAAGCCAUUAAUAUCUGAGGUUAUCUCGCAGAAUAUUUGAUUUCUGAUAUCCAGCUAAAAUAUACAAGGUUUUAAGAUUAGAAACUCCAGUUCAUCGCCUCAACUCUUUGGAUUAUAGCAUGAGGCCGGCUACUCUUUUUUAUGUUAGUUUGAUACUUCUCCAGAAAACUGUGACCGGAGUUGGAAUUUUCAUCUGUUGUUUAUUGCUGUUUUGAUUUAAUGAAAACCCGCCUUUCUUUCCUUACGGUGUAAGGGUUA
Messenger RNA from Juglans regia (Persian walnut), 2186 nucleotides. RefSeq names its product UDP-glycosyltransferase TURAN. The record is from RefSeq and is a predicted model, not a curated record. Bases 502 to 1968 code for a protein of 488 amino acids. Lineage: Eukaryota; Viridiplantae; Streptophyta; Magnoliopsida; Fagales; Juglandaceae. Gene Ontology annotation, molecular function: mannosyltransferase activity. Gene Ontology annotation, cellular component: endoplasmic reticulum. The transcript is spliced from 17 exons.